UCAGUUCUGUUUUGUAUUUGCUGGACGAGAGACUAUAUCGCGCUGGGAUUUUUUUCGUUACGUUCGGCGUAUGCGACUUUCGCGAGGGUUUACACUACUUUUACGUAAAACCAACAACAAAAGAGGGCAGAAGUCACUGGAAUUAAUACCAUGGAUUAUUGUUCACACCAAAAAUCAAAGUGAAAACUGAAAAAAUUCUAUAAUAUAUGACAUAAAGCCAAAAGCAUUAAAAAAUUUGCAAAAAUAUUUAAUUGUGUAUGAAUACAAUAGUUAUAAAAUCGUAUAUUUUGCCCCCACUUUUUUGUGUGUAACAUUAUGUCACCCAAAUACUUUAUGAAUAACACCCAAUUUCUAUACAAUCAUCAGCAUUCAUUAGGCGGUGAUAAAAAGUGAUUGUGUCUAGUGUGGCGGCCAGUGUGCGGGCUAACUAAAGAUAGAAAUUGAAAAAAAAUAUUUUGAAUUCAAUAAAACAAAAUUCAUCAAAUAAAAAAAGGAUUGAUUUCAAUACAAAAGUUUGCAAAAUUAGUGUUAAACAAGUGUUAGUCACACUACGAAACCAAACGCUCAACAGAAACCCAUAAAAAUGCAAAUUUUAAUACAGCAAAUAUUUUAUUUUAAAAAAACCCAGCAAACCAGAAAUGUUUAUUAAAAAGCAGCAAUGUCACAACAACUACAACCAAAUACCAAAGUUCAAUAGAUAAAAUCUAACAAAGAAAGAAUAAAAAACAAAUUGCAAAAUAUUUGUUUGCAAAAAAAUACAUAUAUAAAAAAUCCAAAGAAAAAAAUAUUUUAAAUACAAAUACAACCACCUUCACUUUUGUUUGUUUUUUCAUAACUUCAGUGAAAAACAUUAGUUUUUUGUUUCACAAACUUUUUGUUUACCUACGUUCUACGUUAUAUCCACAUCAUCAUAAUGUUGGCCGUUAAGAAUUUCUUCUUACCUGAACGCACCAAAGCACCGGAUACGCCACAGCGCUUUUCCCGCAUGCCGGAAGCUUUUUUGCGCAGCAUACGUCGACGUUCGUUACGCGUUAAGCGCGCCAAAAGUCUAGUCGUCCCCGACCGGGAGAAAAGGAAAUCAGAUUCCUUUGUAAAUAGUCAAGAAUGGACGAUAUCACGUUCGGUGCCCGACUUACGUUUGGGCAUUGUGGGCUCCUUAAAUUCAGGCAAAUCGGCUUUGGUGCAUCGUUACCUAACCGGUUCCUAUAUGCAAGAAGAGUCACCUGAGGGUGGUCGUUUCAAGAAGGAGGUAUUCAUUGAUGGCCAAAGUUAUUUGUUAUUAAUACGUGAUGAAGGUGGAGCACCAGAAAUGCAGUUCGCUGCCUGGGUUGAUGCUGUCAUCUUCGUCUUUAGUUUAGAGAACGAGUCGAGUUUUAAUACUGUCUACAACUACUAUACCAAAAUGGCUCAUUUUCGUAAUGGCCAGGAGAUUCCCAUGAUCUUGGUGGGCACUCAGGAUGCAAUUAGCGAACGUAAUCCCCGGGUUAUUGACGAUUCAAGGGCUCGUAAAUUGGCCAAUGAUUUAAAACGAUGUUCAUACUACGAAACAUGUGCUACGUAUGGCUUAAAUGUUGAGAGAGUUUUUCAAGAUGCUUGUCAAAAAAUCCUUUCACAACGUCUGCCUCUCCCCGCUGCUGUUGUUACCUCAAGGCCCACCACACCUCAAGGCACACGCCUAGGCAUUGCCUCCUAUCAUCAUAAUAGCUCCAGUAAUGGCAGCGCCAAUGCUAAUGGUUUCUCCUCAACCAAUUCGUCCUCCAAUUCAAUGCAAAGUGGCGGCGGCAGUAGUGGUGCUAGCGGUGUCAGUGCCAGCGCAUCUAGUGGUGCUGGAAAUCUCACCCUACCCCAUAGGCAUCAUGCUCUCUCGAGCUCGACACAUCACAUACCAAUGCGCAUGAGUGCCGAUUUUGUGCACAGCGAGCAGCAGCACAGUUUGCCACCCGUAGGCAAUCCAUCUUCGACGGCGCAAAAACUGUGGCAACAACAGCAUCAGCAGCAGCAACAGGAUAGUCAACAUGUCCAAUUGAGAUCUCACCACAAUCGCGAUAGGGAAUAUGCUUUAACCAAUGAGAAUAACAAUAUUACCAAAUAUAAUGCCCAGGGCGGCGGUGUUACUGGUACGGCAGCAGAGCAAUUAGCUCCACUGUCGCUGGUGCCUUUACGAGAAAAAGACUCUAAUAUGGGUGGAGGCGGCAAAGAUUUACCCACACCCACCUCGACGCCAACGGCCAGUCGCAAAUCGCGCAGAAGAUCCAAUCUAUUCAUACCCUCCUCAUCGAAGAAGGGUGAGAAGGAUAUGAAGAAUGGUGAGCUGGGUAGUGGCCGCUCCAUACCCAUUAAGCAGGGUUAUCUGUACAAGAGAUCCAGUAAAUCACUAAACAAGGAAUGGAAAAAGAAAUACGUGACACUGUGUGAUGAUGGUCGUUUGACCUAUCACCCCUCAUUGCACGACUACAUGGACGAUGUUCACGGCAAGGAGAUUCCAUUGCAAUAUGUUACAGUUAAGGUGCCCGGACAGAAGCCUCGAGGAUCCAAAUCUAUAAUAACAAAUAGUGCUUUAACCACAUCCAUGCUCUCCACGAAUAAUGUUUUUGAGCCAUUGAAGGAAUCGGCGGUUAAGUCGAAUUCAUCGCAACAGACCAGCGGCGAUGAAGGCAUUGCCAUGUCCAAUUCCAAUUCACAAACUUUCCUCGCUGUUUCCGGCGAGAAUGCUCAACGUGAAUUGUUGGCCGUGAAUGCAUCUAACAAAUUGGAAGCCCAGACCCCCAAUGUCAAAAAACGUCAUAGACGUAUGAAAAGCAGUAGCGUCAAAUCCAAUGAAAUUGAUGAUUCUGAUGGCUAUGAGUUCUAUAUCGUGUCACUGGACUCUAAGCAAUGGCAUUUUGAGGCCGCCAACUCUGAAGAACGUGACGAAUGGGUGGCCGCCAUUGAACAGGAGAUCUUCAAGAGCUUACAAAGUAUUGAAAGUACGAAACUGAAGCCAGCCACAACUAGUGAACUGGCGUCCAUGGUGACAAUUCGUACUCGAGUACCGGGUAAUGGCUAUUGCGUUGACUGUGAUGCCCCAAAUCCUGAAUGGGCCAGUUUAAACUUGGGUGUCUUGAUGUGUAUUGAGUGCUCAGGGGUUCAUCGUCAAUUGGGUUCGCAUAUAUCUAAAGUCAGAUCUUUGGGUCUCGAUGAUUGGCCAGCUGGUCAUUUAAGUGUUAUGCUGGCCAUUGGCAAUAGUUUGGCCAAUUCGGUAUGGGAAGCAAACACACGUCAAAAAUCUAAACCAAAACCAAAUACUUCACGCGAAGAAAAGGAAGCAUGGAUAAGAAGUAAAUACGAAGCAAAAGAGUUUUUGCCACCACCAAAUACCAAUACCAAUGCUACACCUGGUCAGCAAUUAAUUGAAGCUGUGAUUAGAUCUGACAUGAAAUCUAUUGUAUUAAUUUUGGCCAAUGCCACUCCAGAGGUUACCAAUGCCAAUGUCAGUCCUAGAGAUGUUAGGACACCCUUAUUAUUGGCUUGUGCCAUAGGUAAUUUGGCCAUUUCCCAACUUUUAAUAUGGAAUGGAGCCAAUAUUAAGCACACCGAUCAUGAAGGCAGAACCUGCUUAGCUUAUGCCCGCGCAGCCCAAUCGCUGGCUACAGCCAAAUCCUUGAAAGCAGCAGCCGCCAAGUGCUCCACCAGCAACAAUUCAUCGAGUUUGGCCAGUAACACCUCCUCCUCGUCGUCAUCUACUUCGCAAAGCACCUCCACCAAUACCAAUUCGGCCUCUAAUUCAGUAAAUACUGGUGCUGCUGCCGCUUGUCAACCUUCUGCUUCUUCGGCGGCGGCGACGACAACGACAACGACAUCCACUGCCAAUGGUGGCAUACCAGCUCCCCACUAUAGUGUAGAGGAGACCACAUCAUUGGUAGAGCUUUUAACCGGUUUGGGUUGCCCCGAAUCGGCUCCCUUGACCGCAAGUGGCACCUUGCCAAGGCGAAGAGACACUUUGGGCACACCCUACGAAAAAACCGUAUCAGGGGUCAUAUAAAUAAAAAAUUCUUGGUUUUACGCUCAGGAUACACAAGAAUUUUCAACUUAGCAUGUUUAGGUUUUAUAGGAACACAUUAUUAUGGUAGUUUUUAACAGAAGAAACAAAAUCACGCUUAGCUUAAAAAUGCUAUAAAACAAACAAACCGGAAUUAAUUUUAAUUUUCUUUGUUAAGCUAAAAUAAAAACAAUUUAGUCCAUUUGGUAUAGCACUCUCUGUCUAUCUUUUUUGGUUCCUUUUGUUUGUGACAAAUCUCAUUUUAGUUAAAAUUUCAUGUGUUUUAUAUAUUUAAAAGUUUCUCACACUCUCAUCUUUUAUUUUGUUAACUUUUAUUGUAAUUACGUUUUAAUAUGAGUUAUAUAUUUAUAUGUGUAUUUUUAUUUCCUGUAACAAAUUUGUAAAGUAUUUCGCAUAUUUCUGAGUUUUGUUAAAGUUUGUUUUCCAUUUUUUAAGUUGAAAUUUGAAUGUUUUGUAAAAUGCUAAAUUUCUGCUAUUGUAAGUGUUUAGGUGUGUUUUAUUUUGUAAGUGUAGCACAGCGCUUCUCGUCGUCCCUUCCCCUAAGCCCUCUGUUAAUUGUUUUCCCCCCCUACAAGCCUCAUACUACCUCUCCCCGGGCUCGUUUUAGCAAAUCUCUCAUUUUUU
Stomoxys calcitrans (stable fly) is the source of this 4663-nucleotide messenger RNA. RefSeq names its product centaurin-gamma-1A (gene CenG1A). Gene Ontology annotation, cellular component: nucleus. The transcript has 9 exons. NCBI's taxonomy places the organism in Eukaryota, Metazoa, Arthropoda, Insecta, Diptera, Muscidae. The record is from RefSeq and is a predicted model, not a curated record. The coding region runs from base 914 to 4021 and encodes 1035 amino acids. Gene Ontology annotation, molecular function: protein binding; GTPase activity; GTP binding.